AUAGCAGUAAUACAUCAGAUCACAUCUGCGUACGCAAGGGUCUGAAGGAAAGAGCUUAACUGAACCCAUUAUGGGGGACACUAAGCUCUGCCUUUUGCUGCUUCUAAGUGGAAUAGUCUUGACAAAUGCUCAAGAUGAGGAAUUACCAUGCCUUUUGGCCAAAAGGUACAAGAGCUUCCACAAGUAUGAAUACACCUACGAAACAGAGUCCCUAAAUGUCCUGAAUGAAGCAACCAAUGGACCCAAAGCAAGAUGCAAGGUUGAAAUUGAGGUCCCACAUACAUGCAGCUACAUCGUACGCACAACGGAGUGCGAAUUGAGUGAGGUGACUGAUGUUGACGCAGAAGGAAAGCCUAUCUUUGGGCCAUCUGCUGGUGCAGACGAUUUCAAGGCUGCCAUGGAGAAGAACCCACUGAAGUUCACCGCUGAGGGAGACGAUGACAUCAAGUUGUUUCCUGAGGAUGAUGAACCAGUCAAUAUUUUGAACAUCAAGAGAGGUCUAAUCUCUGCCCUUGCUGUGCCUGUGCUGGAGGAGGACAGAAACAGGAGAAUGCCCACUAUCUACGGUAUGUGUAAGACAGGCUACACCGUGAAUGCCAGAGAGAACAUUGCCACCGAUGUCACCCUCAACAGAGACCUGUCUAAAUGUGACAAUUUCAGGCCGGUCAGGGACCACACCAGUCCCCUGGCCCUUAUCACAGGCUUGCACUACCCACUUGCUCAGCUCAUCACAAGCAACCAAACCUGCAACUACAAGUUUGAUAAUGCACAGAAACAUAUGACCUCUGCUUCCUGCACUGAAAACCACAUGCUUGUGCCUUUUUCUUACAAAGGACAGUAUGGAGUUACUAAUGUAGGAAAACAAGUCUUGACUCUGGUGGGAGUGUCUGUGCACAAUGACAGAAUCUUUGGGCAUGCUGUAGCCAACAUGAAGACCCUGCACCUUGAUAGAAGCAUUGACUCAGUCCAUCCAAUUAAGGAUAAAGAGGUCAUGCUGUCUGUUCUACGGGAACUGGCUGGCCUUUCUGAGACCAACAAUGGACACAACAGAGCCCACCUAGCUCACAAGCUCAUCGCUACAAUCCGCAAAAUGAAUUCUGAAAGCCUGAGCGCUGCUCUACCGGAGGCCCUGGAGAUUUCUCGCUCCCUGGUGUACCAGGCAUUGUUCCAGUGUGGCACGCCAGAAUGCACUAGCUCCAUCUUGCAGGUUCUCAGGACCUUUGACCGUUCCUCUUUAGAGAUUGAUGCUGCAGUGUAUGCCAUGGGAAUGGUUCCCAACCCAUCCAGAGACCUUGUUGAGGAAAUGCUGAAGAUGGCCAAGUACAAGGACAGCAAACCCAUCUACUAUGCUCUCAGCAAUGCUGUCAGGAGGCUCUAUGAAGCUGAAGGAAGUGUCACCCCUGAGAUUCAGGCAGUCGCUGAGUACGCCCUUGAACAGAUUGGUGACUGCACAGGCGACCAGGAACAUGUGUACCUGUCCCUGAGGGUCAUUGGAAACAUGGCUGCUGCCGUCGGAACCGCAAGCCCUGCUCUGAAAUCAGCGAUUAUUCAAUGUGUAAACCAACCUGCUGCAUCCCCAGAGGUCCAGCAAGCUGCUAUUCAAGCUUUUAGACUCACUUCUGUCCCUGAUGAGGGAAGAGAGGUGUUAAUGAAGGUCAUUUUUGACGGAGCCGCUCCCAUACAGAAGCGCAUUGCUGCGUAUCUCAUUGUGAUGAAGGACCCUCAGCCCUCUGAACUGGCUCAGCUGGUUGCUGCUCUGCCUAAAACUGAAAACUGUCAGGCUAUGAGCUUUAUUAACUCGCAUAUCAGCAACAUCCUGAGAUCCACAGCAUCUGAGACUAAGCAACUUAGAGAGAAGAUUCUCAAUGCCCUCCAAGGCAAUGAGAUCAGAACUUCCACAGAUCCAACAAAGUACUCGCGCAAUUACAAGAUUGGCUCUCUAGAGGGAAAUGUGAUCUUCGAGUCUGAAGACCUUCUGCCCAAUGAAGUCAUCCUGGAGAUGACCCUGAAUGCUUUUGGAUAUGACGUAGACAUGUUUGAGAUCGGGUUGAAUGGCAAGGGACUGGAACCCACUGUUGAUGCUUUAAUCGGUAUUGAUGGAUUCUUCCGUGACACCAUGCAGAAGACAAUUAACUACGCAGCUGAUAAAGUGCCCAGGGGCAAUGACUUUAUGCAGAGCAUGUUCCCAACCCUAUGGGAUAAAAUAAAAAUGCAACAGGCUCCUCAAAGCAUUGUCAAGGAAAUAAUGGAUAAUGUUAACAAGCUCAUCCAGAAACUGAAGGUUCAGGAUAACCCAGAGGCUAUGAUCUACCUGAGACUUCUGGGUGCUGAAAUGGGCUAUCUCAAAACCAAGGAUAUGGAAGGCAUGGCCAACUCUGCUGCUUUGCUGACUAAUAGACUCUUAAAUAUGUUCCCUGUUGAUUUCAUAAGGAACCUUUACUCAAGUGUCAACAACAACCUUUUCCUUCACUACACCUUCAUGGACAAUGAGUUUUAUCUACCCACUGGUACUGGAGUUCCAUUAAGAGUUGCCCUGUCUGGUACUUUUGCUCCAGGAGUGAAAGGAGGACUGAAAAUUGCCCCUGAUAUGAGCGAAAUGGCUUUCAUGCCAUCUGUUGGAGUAGAGUUUGUGACUGAGUUUGGAGCUCUCUUACCGGACUAUGUUGAGUCUGGCCUGGAGAUGCAUACUAACAUCUACCAUGAGAGCGGUCUUAAAGUAAAGGUUUCUGUAACCAAAAAGCAGCUCAAACUGACCUUUCCCACACCCCAAGCUCCAACAAAACUCAUUAGUGUGACUAACUCCUUGUUCUCAGUGACUGGUACUGAAACAAAGACUAUCCCUCCGCUGAUGGAACAUGUCAAAGCACAGAAAUGCACUCCUUUCUUCCCUGGUUUUAAGUACUGCAGUGCCCUGCAAUAUUCAAAUGCCUUUUCCAGUGAUGCCUCUCCCUACUUCCCCUUGACUGGUGACAGCAAAUUUGCCAUUGAGAUCCACCCCACUGGUGAGGUUUCUGCAUACACAGCUACUGUCGACCAUGUUUAUGAAGACAAAGUUGACACGGUGACUUUUGGUCUGAAGGCAGAAGGAGCAUCAUUUGAGGGCACAGCAAAACUGAUGUUCGACAGACAGAAAUACAGUGUCUCAGCUGAUCUCCAAAUUCCUGAUUAUGACCUUGAAGCUGGAAUUCGGGUUCAUUCUGUUGAACGCAGCACUCAGAGCAGGGCCACACAUUCCAUUCAGCUUGACUUCAUUAACAAGAAUAUACCUGAGGCAUCUCUUGUUGCCCUUGCUAAGACAGAGUCAAUGAAGGAUGCCAUGCUGCAGGUUCAGCUGCUCAUUCCUCAUUUUCAGACUGAUGCUAAAGUGACUGCGCAACUGAAACACGCUGAGGGUCUUACAGUAGAGCUUGAAAGUGACCUUAGGCUGCCGGAGACAACUUCCUCUAUUCAGAAAGUCAUUCUGAAAUAUGAUGCUGAGAAGAUUGAGGCUGAGGUCACUUCUGAUGUCAGCACUGAGAUUCACAACCUUAUUCCUAUGGAUGCCAUCAAAGCCACAGUCAGUGACCUGCUUGAUCAGAAGAUUGGUACAUCUGAUAUGAAGAUCCGUGAUGUCUUGAUCCAGUCAGUUGAGACCUCAAAUAACUACCUGGAACAAUUAGCCGCUGACAUCCCAUAUGUCCAGGGCUUUAGGAUUCCUGCCCUCCCAGAAUUCACUGUCCCUGAGAAGCUUUUCCUGAAUGCUGAGGGUUCUGCUAAAUACGAGUUUGGCCAGAAUUAUUAUACCAUCUCUAUUCCCAUUCCUCUUGGUGGGAAAUCUUCUGGAGAUUUCAACUUCCCUGCUGCCCUGACCACACCAAAACUGGUAGUACCUCAGCUUGGCCUGGAAGUUGCUUCCAUUAGCAUUCCUCUUCCAGAGGUCUUUGUUCCUGAGAGUCUGUCUGUGUCAGUGCCUCACACGAUAAAGGCAGAGAUGUCCAGCAAGCUAAGCAGCAACUUCUACAACAUGGAGGCAACAGCUUCUGCUGGCAGGGAACUUGGUGACAAACCAAGCUAUUCUGCCAAGAUUGAAGCCACUGGAACUAGCCCAGUGGAUCUCCUCUCCUUCAAAGUGGAAGGAUCUGCUUUAGUGGAAGAAACACCUGGGGAAUCUCUGAGGGCUGAGAUGAAAUCCUCUUUUGAUCACAAGCUAAUUGAAGCCAGUGUUAAUCAUGUUGAGGAAGUGACAACUGCUGAAAAAAUCAAAUUUAAGUCAAGCAGCAAGAUUGAGGCGAACAGUCCCUUGGGUCUGAAGAUUUCACUGGAACACACAGGCCAGGUUGGAGUCAAUGAGUAUGAGAUCUCUGGAGAUGGAAACCUGAUGGGCUCCAUCAAGGCUGGUCCUCUGAAUGGUGAAGUUGCUCUCAGUCAGUCACUUAUCGUACUCCCAUUUAAGCCAGAAGCGAAAAUCAAUUCCGCUCUGAAAGUAGACUCAGACCUUUUCCAAGCAGAGAAUACAAUCGAAGUGGCGCUUGCCAAUGGAGAGUUCUCUGUUAUAUCAAAAACAACUGCAUUUAAGAACAAUCUGAUACAUGAUGCUGAAAUUACCUAUAAAGGGUCUCUACUUGCUCUGAAGUCAGAUACAAGGGCAAAGGUUCUCAGUUUAAACAUCCAAAAUGUAGCUGAGGCAAGUGCCAGUCCUGAUUUGGUCAACAUUAAGAUUGACACUAAUGCUGACACUUCUGCUGGGGAUGAAAAUCGUGUCCUUUCCCAGUUUAUAGCAACACUGGAUGCCAAUGGGCUGGAUGUAAAAGGUGAUGCCUCCGCAAAUCUGAUUGCACACACAGCUUCCCACAAGUGCAGCCUAUCCCUGACCAAGGAUGGCCUAGCCAUGAGUGGCACAACCUCACUGGAAAGCCCUCUCAUUCCUUUGACACUUGAGAACAAAUUCAACGGAGACCUUGACACAUCAAAGCUUUCCUUGUCAGCUGAGACGAAGGGUAAAUUUAUUGAAAUGCUAAUUAAAAAUACAAAUUCUCUGUCUGCAUCCCUGUCCUCGGUAGCUUUCAACUCCAUAACGGAUCUUGAUGGCGACGAUGUAAAUUAUAAUCAUGACAUCUCCAUUCAGAUUGAACCAUAUAGUAUUUCAGUGGCAAUCAAAAAUAAUCUGGAUGUUCUGGAUAUCACUUUGGUUAAUGAUGCCAAGUUUAAGGCGCUUCCAUACACAGCUGACCUGAGUGGCUUUUGGAAGCUUUCCUCUGGUGCAGAUGAGCUGAAGCACACAUAUGAUAUCAGAUACGAAGAUCUGGCUGUCACUGCCAAGUGUGGUACUACUGGAAAACUCAUGGGAUCUCACAUGAGCCACAACACAGAAAUUGAGGUUGCUGGACUUUCAGUCACAUUCGGCAGUGAUGCACUUUUAAACUCACAAUACCUACGCUUCAAUGGUAACUUUCAUGCCACUGCUGUUCCCUUCAGAUUCAAUGUUGACGCCAUAGCCAAUACAGACGGUGAUUUGUAUCUGUAUGGAAAACAAAGCGCACAAGUUUACACUAAACUUCUUUUGAAGGCAGAACCACUUGCUUUUGCACACUCACACGAAUGUAGAGUCUCAACAACUCACAAUUUGGACAACGGUCAAUCAAUUGAAAUCAACCUUGACAAUAAGAUUGAUACUGUGCUGACACCAUCUGAGCAGCAGGCCACAGUGAGAGUAAAAUCUAAGGUUAACAACCAUUUGUUCAACCAAGAUGUGAGUGCUUACAACAACCCUGAAAGACUUGGAGUAGAACUGUCUGGAUCCAUCAUCACAAACCUCUUCAAUAGAGUCGACUCUGAUAACCAAGACCACUUUUUCUCAGCCUUCCUAAAAUACGAUAAAAACACUAACAGCCAUGUCUUUAGCCUGCCAUUUAUUCAGCAUUUUCCUUUGGAUCUGCAACACAUCAAACUUACAAUUUUAAGGAUUGCUGAGGCCGUGCAGUAUUAUAUCAACCGAGAAGACAUUAUUGCUGAGAUUCAGAACCUGGCUAAGUACAUUAGUGAUUCUGUGAAUGAGCUAAAUCUGGAGGGGAAAAUCAAAAAGAUGAGCGAAGACCUGAUUGCUGUUUAUGAGAAGUAUGGAUUUACUCUGGAUGACCUGGAGGCUGCUCUGAUGAAUCUAAAGCCUGUUUUGUUGAAGCUAGUCAGUGAACUGGACACUCGUGUAGAAGAGAUAGAAAGAAUUGUGAGAGAAAUGAUUGCAAGUGGCACACUAUCUGACACUGCAAUACAGAGACUAACAGAAGAACUGAAUGCAUUCAAUGAUAAAUAUGACAUCAGAGCCAUAGUUCUUGCUGUCAUUGAAGCUACUGAAAAUUUAAUUGAGCAGAUUGAUGUAACGAGACUGAAGGGCAGCGGCAGUGCACUCUUGCGAGAUCUUGAGGAACAAUAUGCUAUUAAAUCCACACUGGAGAAGAUUUUGAGUGAACUGAAGCAGUUUGUUGCAAACUUUGACCAAGGAAAGUUCAUUGAGGAUGUGAAGAACUUCGUUACCUCUGCCAACUUCAAAGACUAUGCAGACAAUUUGGUGGCUCAAAUCCCUACAGAGGAAAUCCGCAAGACUGCUGAAAAAGCAAAACAAGUGCUUACUGUACUGGGAGGGAAGCUAAAUGCCAUCUACAGCAAUGUGAGAGAAAUCCUGAUGAAAUUUGGGGUUGACAAGAAGAUUGAAGCAAUUCUGAAAGAGGUUGUUGAACUUAUUAAGAAGUUCAAUAUUGAAGAAACUGUUAAGGUUCUUGCUGGCAAUUUGAAAUCUGUUCUGACCCCCAUCACAGAGCUGCUGGAUAAGGCCAUGACCUACUUGAAAACAACAGAGGUAAAGGAAAUCAUUGAGCAUUUAAACAACUGCCUAAACCAAUGCAUCAGAUAUGUUAGAUCAUUUGACUACAAUGCAUUUGUGGAUGAAGCCAACCAGAAAGUCAAGGAGUUGAUAAAUGACCUUUACACCAUGAGUUUGUCACUUGAGAUCCGGCAAAAGCUCGAUGCAAUCAGAGAAUUUUUCAAUUAUGCUCUGUCAUCUCUUACUGCUUGCCUUGAGGAGCUGAAAACAAUCAAAGUUGCAGAUGUGGUCAAAAACCUCAAGGACAUUGUUGAUAGUGCAGUCUACAUUGACACUGGGGCACUUAUAGAGAACAUCAGGAAGAGAAUUACAGACAUGGAUAUCAGAGAAGAAAUCAUGCGGCAAUUGAGUGGUAUCUACACGAAGGUAGAGGCCAUUGCAACAGAUGCAUGCAGUGCCAUUAUGGAAAUAAUCCAAACCAUCCUUAAAGAUCAGGAAAUUGUCAAUGAGAUGAAGCAAUUCUGUGAUGGAGUCAAGACAGCACUGAAAACAGCUGAAUUUGAGAUCCCAUCUUUCACUUUCCCACUCACAAACCUUGUUGUACCUUCCAUAAAAAUAACUUUAGAAAAGCUUCAGGAAUUCAGCCUCCCUUCUACACUGAUUGACCUUCCAGAGUUUACCAUUCUGCAAUAUUACACCAUGCCUCCAGUCAGAAUAGAGUAUGAUGAUAUCAGGCAGGGACUACUAGACCUAUUAGACUUUAUUGCCAAUUAUGAAAUGCCACCUGUUGAUGCCUUCUUUGGCGACCUAAGAAUUAUCUAUCUGCCAGAAAUCUCUGCCAUCACACUGCCAGAGAUCAGUUUUCCAGAGAUCUCCCUCCCUGAAAUUCCUAAAUACUUUCCGGAUCACAAAUUCCCAGACCUGAAGAUCCCAGAAUUCACUCUCCCUGCAGUCCCUAGUGAGGUCAUGAUGCCAUGCUUCGGAAAGCUGUAUGGUGAGGUUAGGGUUACCAUUCCAAUUUUCAACAUGAGAACUACCAUGGAAUUCUUAAACUCUACUGAAAGUGCAGAAACACCUCAAUUCACUGGGCACAUUACCUCACAUGGAUCAUCUGAAUAUGACAUUCUUAAAUACAGCUUGGAUUCCACAGCUCGGAUUGCCAUCCCUAAGAUGAGUCGUGUGAUUGUUUCUGAAACCCUGAAGAUCACUCACAGUGUCCUAGCUGUUGAACAUCAAUCCUCAGUGUCACUCUAUGGCUUCUCAGCCCAGGCUGUGUCCAAGAGCAAUGUGAAGAUAACUAUCAACUCCCUUAGUGCUAACAUUGAUAACAUGGCCUUCUUUGCACUGGAGGAUGGAAUGUCUGCAAAUAUUAAAACACAAUAUACCGACAAGGUAAGACUUCCUACUCUCUCAUGGAACAGUGACAAUUCCUACAUUAAUGAGAUCACUCUUAAGCAGGAUGGCUUAAAAAUCCUUCUGACCAUGACAGAAGAAGCCAAGGGCCAAAUAUAUGUAAAAGACGAGUCUGAUGAUAUCACCAUCAAGAGUAUCUCAACUAUAAUUAUAACUCCAACAACAGCCACGUUAACCAUGUCUGCAAAUGCUGAUAGUGGAUCUUUAAAGGUUGAACAGGAAAUAAAGGCUGAAUGUGUUGCUCUGAACUAUAUCGACUUUAAUGCCCGUUUUGACGGAAAUUAUGAUACAGGAGAAAAGUACUUGCUGAAUGCUUCCGGAAAGGUUGAUCUCAGAGAAAUGAAGGUAGUGAUGAAGGCAACCUAUGACACAAAAUUUGUUGGAUUGCUCAGUGGUACGUUUUCCAGUGCCUUCAACAUAUUAGUGCAUCCCUUUGAGGUGGUCCUUGAUUUCCAAAAUAAGGCUAAUACUAAACUUAGCUUCAAAGACCCUCUGACUGCCAAGAUUGAUCUCCAGAAUGAUUAUGCUGUUAUCCUAACCACUGACAUGCAGAAGUUGAGCACUGUGGCACUUGCUCGUUUCAACCAGUACAAAUACAAUCACAACUUUACAGUUGCCAACAAUGGAGAUGAGGCUGGCAUUUACGCUGCAGUAAAUGGAGAGGCCAAUUUGGAAUUCCUGACUGUCCCAUUCAGUAUCCCACCCAUUCAGUUCGGAGCAUUAAUUAUGAAUGUUGACACUCCAGAAAUCAGCAACAUCAACCUAUAUGAACAUACUGGCCUUAAGCAUUUGUUGACCAACUUUGACCAGGCUAUUGAUGUAGAUGCAAAGAUUGUCUACCAGAAGAGCAAAGCUGCACCCAUUUUAGAUCUUGGUCUCAUUAACAUCCAUCCUCUGGGUGAUUUAAUCUCAGAGGUGUCAUUCAAGUCCUCUAUAUUCAGCCUUAAUGCUAAUGCUGGUAUCUAUGGGAAAGAUAACCCUGUAAUUCGAUUUGAAGCAAUUACUGCCUCUGAGUUUGAGGGACUGAAGGCCAAGCUUGAAGGAACCAGCAGUCUGAGCACCAAAAGUGGAUUCAAAUUAGCCAAUUCUGUGGUCCUGGAAAAUCGCCACAUUGAUGGAACCCAUGAAAGCACUGUAACUAUAAACCCAGAUGACUUUGAAGUUGCACUGUCUGUGACCACAUCUGCAAACAUUAACCUACCGAUUCUUACAGCUAAAGCCAACCACCAAUUUACUGCUGACAAUAAGGCCCAUCCAAAUGCUGAUUCAACUUUUAAGACAGAGUACACAUUUGACAUUCCCAUUAUUAAGUUUGUUGGUAAGGGAAAUGCAGAAAACAUCUUAAAAGGUGAAGGAACUCUUACAUUUAUCUCUGCUGAGACUCUCAUAAAGGGUACCAUUGAUGGAACAUUCCUUGAUAGUGGUAUUGUAAAGGGAGCUCUGAAUUAUGACGAAUCCAUCUAUCUGAAUGGCAACAGUUUGCGAUAUGCUCUUAAGACUUUUGCCGAUGGCAACCUGAAUUAUGGAGAUCUCAAGGUAGCAUUUGAUGUGGAUGAAAACCUGUCUGUGGAAACAGCUAUGGAACAUGUUUAUGCUAUGUUGAAGUUUUCUUCCAAGAAUGAAGCAAAUAUCGGAGGUUUUAACACAAAGGGAGAUCAUACUGGCCAGGCUACAGUUGAUCUGGAGCUUCUAAAGUCACUGGUGGCUGAUAUGAAAAUGGACUUGUCUCAACCAAGCACCUUUGGUGACCUUAAGAUCUCUGAGAUGGUGUUGGUGGAGCUUAGUGUACCCAAGCAGAAAAUUGACUACACCUCAAAGAUCGUCUCUCCAGUAUACACCACAGAUGUUGUUGGAAAACUAGAUGGUAGUGUCCCAGUUUACAAGACUGUUCUCAAGGCUACAGCAACUUCACCAGUUGUGCUCCUGGAGUACAAUCUUGACAGCUCCAUGAGUACUACAAUGGAGAAUGGUGCCCUUGUUGUAGGAGCAAAUGCUGUACUUACACAUGCUGACUUCACAAUGGACAUCAGCAAUGUUAUUCGUAUGGGCGAUCCUAGCCAUACCCUGAAUGUGGACAUCACCAGCCCAACAUUCACCGAUGUAAACUUACGCUAUGCUGCUCGAAGCGAUGGCGUAAGUGCCUCAGUUUCCACACCAACAACUGGCCACCUUGGCUUCCAGCUUCAAGGAAAGAUUCCAUCUGAAAUGAAUGCAAGGAUCUACAGCCGUUAUGCUUCUGCACCAGGAGAUGAUGUUGAAAUUCUGAACAUCAGAGCUAUACCAAAGGGAGAUGAAAAAGUACUGUUGGUCAGCUACAAUAUACCAGACACAGAUUUGGCCAAAGGCUUUAUGGAGAGGCUACCAGUUAUCUCAAACCACAUUGAAGGAUUUGCUGAAAAAUAUGGCAUCACUGACGCACUAAAAAGACUGUUUAAGAUUCUUACUGAAGUUGAAAAUGUUUUAAGAGAUGCCCGCUUUUCUGCUUCCAAUCAGCUUAGUGAGCUGUCUAUACUUUUCAGAAAUGUAGUUGUUAUGUACCAAAAGACCAUCCAGGUCCUGCUCGAUGCUGCCAUCAACUUCCUGAGAGAGACCACAUACAAACUGCCUGGAAUGGAUGAGGCAACACUGCCUGAAAUCUACACAAAAAUCAGAUUUAUGAUUGCGGAAAUGCUGGAGAAACUCGCUAACAAUCUGGAGAUGUAUUUCUCUCCCAUCUUGGAGAACUUCAGCAGAGUUGAAAUGACAGUUCCCUCCGGAAAGGUCAUGACUUUAGCCGAGGUGCAAGAAAAUGUGAGAAGUACCCUGAGAAGCCACCUAGCUAUGAUAGUAGAUGUGAUGAAGCAAACAAAAGGCCUUGAUGUGUUUCUUGAGAAACUAGGACAGACCCUACAAGAGGUGGUUGAUAAAGCACAAGAAUUUGUAGACAGCAUUAAAUCCGACAUCUUAGAAGUUGUUGCUGCUCCCCUUAACACUUUCUUCAAAAAGCUGCCGGAGGCCUUCAAUGAAUUGGGUUCAAUGUUUGUCUUCUUAGUUUUGUUUCCUUUAGGUGAAUUAUACAGCAUCAUUUUGACCAACUGGGAGGAAUUUAUUAAUGCAUACGAUGGAAUACAGCAAAUUGAGCUUCCUUUGCCUUUUUUCCAGUAAUCUGGUCAUUUUGAAAAAAACAUUGAAUGAAAUAAACACUACCAUCUUUUGGAAAGAGCAUUCUUAAAUGGACAUUCAAGUCAAUGGACACUUAACUGAAGUGUAAUACCAACAUGUAUAUAAAGCAAUCACUGAUGCCAUAAAUGUCUCAUUAUUAUGCUGUUGUAUUGUUCUAUUUGUAUAAAUGAUUACUCAAAAACUAACCUUGGUACAAAAAUGUCAAUUGUGACAUAUAGUUUCAUCCUUGUUCUGUAUCUGAUAUUAAUGGCAUGAUGGAUGAGGCUAAAUAAAGAACUUUUAUUAUGCAA
Messenger RNA from Onychostoma macrolepis, 11661 nucleotides. RefSeq names its product apolipoprotein Bb, tandem duplicate 1 (gene apobb.1). Gene Ontology annotation, cellular component: low-density lipoprotein particle; very-low-density lipoprotein particle; mature chylomicron. The record is from RefSeq and is a predicted model, not a curated record. Gene Ontology annotation, molecular function: cholesterol transfer activity; low-density lipoprotein particle receptor binding. Gene Ontology annotation, biological process: lipoprotein transport; cholesterol transport; cholesterol homeostasis. NCBI's taxonomy places the organism in Eukaryota, Metazoa, Chordata, Actinopteri, Cypriniformes, Cyprinidae.